AUGGCGGUGAAUUAUGCAGGGUGCAUACCCCCCGAGCUUCUGGAAAAGAUAGUGGUGAUGGUCCUGAUGUCGGAGGAGACUAAGGAUGCUUCCCCAGGGCUGAUGGACCCGCCUGUCCCCGUCGCAGAGGAGGAGUCCAUGCAGUUAGCAAAGCAGAGUGCUGCGAGCAUGGCGCUGGUCUGCAAAGACUGGAAGGAUGCCAUGCGGUCGGUGGGCUGGAAUGCCCUUCUCUCAAAAAGGCUCAAGGGGUCCGUCCCGUGCGUGCCGGCAGACGCCCUGUGGCUCCUGCGGCUGUUGCGUGGGCAUGCUGGGGAUACUAUGAACGUGACGGAAGCGAGGGCGUAUUUGAGGGUGACUUCGCGCGACCUGCAAGCUUACAGGGAGGCCCAGGGCUUUCCCAACGUCGUCGGGUUCCGCUACGAUCUGGCGCUGUUGGUGGAAGUAGCCGCGGGGAAGCACGGCGGGGUGUCUGGUCUGCGGGCGUACAUUUCCAGGCUGGAGGUGCGAGCGGCAGCGGCGGCGCGUGCGGCGCAGCGGAGGGAAGACGCUAGGGAGCGAGAGGUGCAUAAGAUCUUAAAGUCGUUCGACCCUCGAGUGUCGAAGUACGUGAACACCUUCGAUUAUGUGAAGUUGGGGCUAGGGAAGGCGGAUGAGAUCAUCAGGCAGGCCGCCGGCAUCCACAAGGACCUGAAGACAGCCGAUGACAUGGCGCGGGUGGCGCACGUGGACUUACGAAAGGAUGACCUCUGCGACGUGUCCCUCGGUCUCUUUUUGAAAGGGGAAAAGAGCAAGUUGGAACUGGCGUGCGUCUUCAUGAGGCGGAUGGAGGUCGAUGUCAUCGGCAUCCCGUCCAAAUCGACUACGGACCACUCGCUGAUCGUCCGAGGGGGCACCUGGCAGUUAUGUGGUCGUACUUUGGAGGCUGAUCUGGUAAAGUACCAUGGCAAAGACCUUGUGUUCAAGGCAUUCUUUCAGGAUCAUGAAACAGCAGAGCAGGAUAUCAUCAAUCCACCAUGCCCCUUGGAGUCAUUCCUGGAGCCUUGUGAAAAGAGAAGUCGAUCCAGGGCUGUGCUGGAGCAUUAUUUUCUCAAAACCUCUCCUGUCCUGGAGCUGGUCAAGCCUUUCCCUCUAAGUAAGGAUAUCCUGCCUGACAUGCUCAAAGAUCCCGAGAAGUCCUCGCUCAGCUUUAUUGCAACUGACAAGGGGUUCUAUACAAAGGCCCAUGUAGAUUUUACUGGCACUGUGGGUUGGAUGGCGCUUCUCAGGGGUCAGAAGCAAUGGAGUUUUUGGAAUCCACACGGGCCUAACAAGGAGGCUUUCUUGGCAGCACUCAAAACAGGGGGGGAAAUGCCAAAGCCUGACAUUACGUUCGUUGCCAAUGCGGGGGACCUUGUGAUAGUUCCUGCUGGGUAUGGACAUGCUGUCAGCACCACCAUGCAUUCAGUGGGGAUAGGAGGGUCUUGUUUCAUCGCAGAGCAGAGCCUGGCGGGGUUGGGGGUGGCAUUGAAAGCUGAUGUGAUAGCUCGCAGCUUGUCUGUCCAGGAUGGGAAGAAAGAGGUCAACCGGCAGCGGUGUGGGAUUGCUGCUGUCCUGGGAGUCAGCCUGCGGCAGCUCUCGGAGAAGGAAGCAGCCGUGGCCUCAGAAGCAGCAGCUGCAGGGGGGAGUGACUCUGCGGUGAAGGCAAGCAGGUUGUACCAGCACGUGCAUGCACCUAAGAGGAGAAGGGGGAAGAGAAAGAAAACUUCUUUUUCUCAGCACAAGAGGGAGCAUGUCAAAUCCUGUACCCAUCCAGAGCACGUGCCAGGGAAGAGCAGGCUGCUGAAUAAGCGAGGUAUCCGGGGCCUCUGGUAUGGGGAGGAGGUGAUCAUGUGCGACCCGUGUUACAGGGCGUUUAAGAAGCAAGAAACACUUCAUAGCAUUGUAAAGCCAGGGCAGCAGAUGUCAACAUCCAGUUGA
Klebsormidium nitens is the source of this 1956-nucleotide messenger RNA. The record is from the annotation of a GenBank genome assembly. NCBI's taxonomy places the organism in Eukaryota, Viridiplantae, Streptophyta, Klebsormidiophyceae, Klebsormidiales, Klebsormidiaceae.